GUCAACUGAUGUCAACAUGACAAAAUUGUACAAAAUUGCAGUAAAAAAGCAAAACAAUAAGAUAAUUAUUUUUCGUUUAACCUAAAUCAUACUGAUAAUUAAAGUACUUAAGUCGCAAUAACUCAUUGGUCUCAAGUGCAGAAUUGUGUGUUUAUUACAAUGUUAGGAGGUGCGAAACUGAAAGUCGUUUACACUCACGAAAAGACUUGCUUUGCUUAUAUUAGUCCAAAGUACAGCACAAAUAAUGAAAAGUCGCAAUGUGUACAAGUCCUGUUGAGAGAUAAGCACGUACUGCUGUGGGUGGUGUAUAGCAGCAGCGUGACGGAAGGCCAUAUAGCAUGUAACCCCAUCUUCAGUAGGCUGGUGGGUUUGGAAGAGGGGUGGGAAGUCUUUGUCUCCCCCUAUGGCGAUGUUAAAGUGUUGGAUGAGCUGUACAUAGACACUGAUAGUCCUGAUGACCAGGAAAUAUUGGAACACAAUGUAGAGCUUUUACAGUUAAGGAUCUUAGAUCAAUUAAGGCUAGUUGUAUCAAAUCAAAAGGCUGUUGUUUGGAUAUCUACAUCUUUACCGAUAGUGUUUACACCCAAACAAACCGGCCUGCUGGUCACGAACAGUAGGAUUGUAGUCAAAGUAGAUGCCUUCAACACGUUCCAUGCUCCGCCGCCAACUACCUCUAAUGUGCCUAAAUUAGAAGACUCUAAACUCAAAAAUAUAGGUAUUAUAAACAAGGGAAUUCUACAGCCAUAUUUAUACACUUUAGACAGGCUAGUACUACGAGCUUUGCCCAUUGAUAGUGAUGGCAAAAAGAAUUUGAUACACCCAUACAUUGUUUUCAUUCAUGAAGACUUAUUAGGUGAAAAGUACAAGCAUUCCACUGUAGUGCUAGCAACAAUGCAGAAUAUCCCAUCAAUUUUACAAGAAAACAAUGAUAAUGAGAAUAAUAACAAUAAAAUGAAUGACCUGUGUGUUGAGAUAGUGCCCGUGGACAGUGUGGUAUUUAAAAGCCUAUGCCAUGAGGAUUACAAUAGUAAUAUACAUACAGUGCUUAUACCAAAAGCUUUGAAUGCCAUAAUCAAUAUAGAGAAUGGAACUAGGAUUAUAUUUACGAUAAUAGGUGAUAAAGUUGAGCAGCCUGAGCAUAUAGAUAUAGUAACUUAUUCAGACAUGACACAAACUGAAAGUGAGGUCAUAGAAAAAUUCAAGAAUUGUGUCAUAGAGAAUACACAUUCUGGUAAAAAGUUCCUUAUAAAUGAUGGGGUGGUAAAACAAAACAUACAGAUAAGUAAAGGCUUCCUGCAAUUUAAACUCAAACCUGAAAAAUUAAGAUACACAUUGUUGAACACUGAGUCAUUUAGACACUGCACUGUAGCCGCAAAAUGCUUGACUGAUUGUGAUUUAGAUAUUCCUAAGACACCCAUGUCUAAUUUGGAGUAUGAUUACAAGAACUACUGUAGAACAAUGAAGUCUAUGGAGAGUCUAGUCCAGAAAAUUGUUUCACAUGCAUACUUUGAAAUACAUAGAGAGGCCACAUUCAAAAAUGUUUCUGAGAUAAAAAGCAACAUUUUACUGACUGGUUUGAGUGGCACAGGAAAGUCAGCAAUCUGCCACAUAGUGCAAAAAGAGCUGACUCUAUGGACGCGUGUGGUCCAGUGCCGCUCAUUGAAAGGCCGCAAGGACAUUCCUGAAGCUUUGAGCGCGGCAGUCCUAUCGUGCCGCGAGAGACGGCCUGCUGUGCUGGUGUGUGAUGACGUAGAUGCUCUGCUGCCGGCCAAUACUGAAGGCGCGUCGCCGCAGGACAUAGCUUACUACCAAAGACUAGCCGUAGUACUAAAGCAGCUGCUCCAGACGUGUUCUGGCGUUUGCGUGCUGAUGACGGCUCAGAGCGUGAAGGCGCUUCAUCCUACAUUGAGGCAGUUCAGCGGGAAGCCGCUCUUCACUGCGCACUUCGAUAUACCGGAGCUGGAACAGGAAGAAAGAACAGAACUAUUCAAGCACCUCCUCAACGAGAAAAUCCGCGAGGAGUUCUCUGUAGAAGACGAUGACGUCAUCAAACUGGCCAUGGACACGGCCGGGAGUAACGUCAGAGACAUCACAGACUACCUCAACAAGAAAAUAUUUAAGGCUGUGAAGAAAAAGAAAGCAAGCCCCGAAACUAAGCCGCGUUUAGUGGAAGACGUGACGAAAGAUGUAGAAAAGAAAAGCGCGUUCGACAUCUGGGAGCCGGUCGGAGGCCUCGAUGACGUCAAACGGGAACUCACCGAGUGCAUCUUCUGGCCUAUGAUGUACCCGGCGCUCUUCCCGUCUCAGUCCUGUGGGAUCCUGCUAUACGGGCCGCCGGGCACGGGCAAGUCUCACAUCGGCUCGUGCCUGGCGCGCGUAGCCAACAUGAGCCUGGUAGCAGUGAAGGGCCCCGAACUGCUGUCCAAGUACAUCGGCCAGAGCGAGAAGGCUGUCAGGGAUAUAUUUGACAAAGCUGACAUGAAGAGGCCGUGCAUCUUGUUCUUUGAUGAGUUUGACAGUCUCGCACCAAAACGCGGGCACGACUCCACCGGCGUGACGGAUCGAGUAGUCAACCAGCUGUUAGCGCGCCUGGACGGAGCCGAGGGCGGAGCCCGGGGCCCCGUGCUCGCCGCCACCUCGCGCNGCACAGCUGGGCCGCUUGGAGACGCAGGCUACUCNCGCGCCGGCCGCCUGCAGCGACACGUGUACUGCGCGCUGCCGGCCCAGCAAGGUCGCUAUGAAGUCCUGAGGACGCUGGUCAAGAGCGUGACGGUGUCUGAUGACGUGGACCUGCAGGACAUAGCCUCCCGGACCGAGGGCUACUCGCCCGCCGACCUCAAGUCUCUGCUCGUCACGGCGCAGCUAGGCCGCUUGGAGACGCAGCUGGUGAGCAGCGAAGACCGCAGCAUGUCGUCUGUGGUGGUGCAGCGUGAGGACAUUGAGGCGGCGCUGCAAGAGACCAAGCCCUCGCUGUCCCAGGAACAGAGACUGUUUUACGAUAUGAUAUACAAAAGAUUUAGAGGAGAGAACCUGUCGCCAGAGCAGAGAGCCAUGGCCAUGCAGAUGCAGAAACAAAGGGUCACCUUAGCUUAAAAUGUAUUUCUUAUUGGCACAAUGUUUAUUGGAAUAUAAUUUGCUCAUGCGUAAAAUACUGCUGAAGGGUAUAUUUUCUUAGUCGGACAAAGGAAUAUGUGUUAUAAGAUAUGAGAGAAAACAGUUCAAUAUAAUAUUUGUCACUAAAUUAACAUUUUUAGAGCACUACACAAUACAGUUGAGUCGUCGGUAAACAGCGAGCAGAAAGGAGCAGAUAAUUAAUAUGUUAUGCUUGUUUUUAGACGCAAGCAAAAACUUAGGGUAGCUUUAUCAAUGCUGUGAUUUAAUUGUUAAUAUUUAUAAGAGAAAAGUCAUAUUUUAUACUAAAUACAACAUUACAUAAAAAAUGAAUAACUGCAAUUUAUUGGAAAGGUGUAAUUUAUGAGUUUCAUACAAACUUCAUUCACUUUUAUAAAAGCUAAUACAGUAGUUUUUAUAAGUCAAAUUAUAGCCGAAGCCAUUUUUAAAUAAAAUAAGACUGCAAUUGAUAUUCACAUAUACGUAAUUGCAUUGAUUUUAUUAUAAAGUACAUUAAAAUCAUUUUACUACGAACAAAAACAAAUCAAAAUAAAAAAAUAAAACAAAAUCUUUAUUUAAGCAAGACAGAUUUACAAAAAACGGCUUAUUCCACUAUUCCCCGUCAACGGGGAAUAGUGGAAUAAGCCCAAAGUAUAACUACUAAAUAUACUGUUAAAGAAGUAUUUUAAUUAUUUUGUUAUGUGUAAGUGGUGCUUGAAAUUUGAUAAUCAUUAUUUAAUGAAAUAGUUGUUAUGGGAGUAAUUUUAUUAUAGCUAUUUGUUUGUAUAUUUUGUUGCUAUUUUUAUAUUUAAAUGUGAUUUUAUUUUACGUUAAUAAAAAGAUUUGGGAUA
Molecule: messenger RNA, 3962 nt
Organism: Ostrinia furnacalis (Asian corn borer)
Lineage: Eukaryota; Metazoa; Arthropoda; Insecta; Lepidoptera; Crambidae
Gene: Pex1
Product: peroxisomal biogenesis factor 1
Exons: 14
Coding region: 160-3093 (977 amino acids)
Biological process (GO): protein import into peroxisome matrix
Cellular component (GO): peroxisomal membrane; peroxisome; cytosol
Molecular function (GO): ATP binding; ATP hydrolysis activity
Source: RefSeq, a predicted model, not a curated record